AUGGAGCCAGUAAAGGUGGCUCAAUUAGCUACUGAAUGGCAGAAUGAAUUUAUGAGAUUGGCAUGUUCGAAGUACGGGUUGAAUACAGCUGCUGUACAUAACAGGGUCAGUUGGAAACCUCUGCAGCAGGGGCACCUCAAACCGAAUUUUGAUGGGGCUUGUGAUUCAAAAAAUGGAAUUUGCGGUCUUGGGGUAGUGUUCAGAGACAACCAAGGAGUUCUGAAAGGUGCAUUGGCAAUUCCACAAAUUGGUAAUCUGUCCCCAAGACCAGUGGAAGCAUUAGCAUUACUGCACGGUCUCAGAUUUGCAGAUCAUGUUGGCUUCACCAACCUUGAAGUCGAAGGUGAUGCCCUCUCAAUCAUCAACGUCUUGCAAGAUAGUUCAGAGGAUCUUAGUCCUGAAUGUCAUUUAAUUGACGAAGUUGAGUUUUUAUUUCAGUCUUUAUCUAUUUGUAGUAACCAUUUUGUGAAACGAGAAGGCAACAAGGUUGCUCAUCGCUUGGCAAAAGAGGCUUUAAAAGUUAGUCAACCUUUACUUUAUUUGAAGUCGGGGCCUAGUUGGCUUCAUCAGUGUGUCAGUAUAGAUUUCCAAUGUGAAGUCUAG
Messenger RNA from Rosa rugosa (rugosa rose), 603 nucleotides. RefSeq lists its product as uncharacterized. Lineage: Eukaryota; Viridiplantae; Streptophyta; Magnoliopsida; Rosales; Rosaceae. The record is from RefSeq and is a predicted model, not a curated record. The transcript has a single exon. Gene Ontology annotation, molecular function: nucleic acid binding; RNA-DNA hybrid ribonuclease activity. The coding region runs from base 1 to 603 and encodes 200 amino acids.